AUGAAACACACAAACCACAGCCAUCAGAACCCAGCCUCCUUCCUGCUCAUGGGAAUUCCUGGCCUGGAGUCAUCCUACUUUGGGAUUGCAUUUCCCUUCUGUGCCACAUAUGCCCUGGCAGUACUCGGCAACAUGGCAGUGCUGCUGGUGGUGCACUCAGAGCCUGCACUGCACCAGCCUACGUACCUAUUCCUAUGCAUGCUGUCCACCAUUGACCUGGUGCUCUGCACCUCCACUGUGCCCAAGCUCCUAGCACUCUUUUGGGCAAAUGCUGCCGAGAUUGCCUUUGGGGCUUGUGCUGCCCAGAUGUUCUUUAUCCAUGGCUUCUCAACUGCAGAAUCUGGCAUCCUGCUAGCAAUGGCCUUUGACCGCUACUUGGCCAUCUGUCGGCCAUUGCACUAUGGGUCAUUCGCCCCAGGGACUGUGAGCAAGCUGGUGGCUGCUGCUAUGCUUCGUGGCCUGGUGCUCAUGACCCCACUCACCUGCUUACGGGCACAGUUGAGCUACUGUAGCCCAGUGGUGGCCCACUCCCUCUGUGAGCAUAUGGCAGUGGUAAAGCUGGUUUGUGGGGACACAAAGGCAAACAAUAUCUAUGGCAUCACUGCCGCCACACUGGUGGUGGGCACUGACUCCAUCUGCAUCGCUGUCUCCUACACAUUCAUCCUGCGGGUUGUGUUAGGCCUUUCCUCCAAGGAGGCAAGGGCCAAGACCUUUGGCACUUGUGGCUCCCACCUGGGUGUCAUCCUGCUCUUCUACACACCGGGACUCUUCUCAUUCUACACACAAUGUUUUGGCCAACAUGUGUCCCGGCAUAUCCACAUCCUCCUGGCUGACCUCUACCUCAUAGUGCCACCCAUCCUUAACCCCAUCAUCUGUGGCAUGAAGACCAAGCAGAUCCGGAACGGGACCCUCCUACUGCUGAAAUGGGGCCCUGCUCAGUCAUAA
This is a messenger RNA of Trichechus manatus latirostris (Florida manatee), 945 nucleotides long. Its product is annotated as putative olfactory receptor 52P1. The record is from RefSeq and is a predicted model, not a curated record. Lineage: Eukaryota; Metazoa; Chordata; Mammalia; Sirenia; Trichechidae. Gene Ontology annotation, cellular component: plasma membrane. Gene Ontology annotation, molecular function: olfactory receptor activity; G protein-coupled receptor activity. Gene Ontology annotation, biological process: G protein-coupled receptor signaling pathway.